Molecule: messenger RNA, 475 nt
Organism: Gossypium raimondii (Peruvian cotton)
Lineage: Eukaryota; Viridiplantae; Streptophyta; Magnoliopsida; Malvales; Malvaceae
Product: arabinogalactan protein 23
Exons: 1
Coding region: 99-335 (78 amino acids)
Source: RefSeq, a predicted model, not a curated record
UCAGGCCUUUGAGAAAAGCAAAAUAAAAACACAAUAAAUUUUGUUUUUUUCAUCACAUCAGGUCUCUUUACUCUCACUAACCUUUAUUCUUCAAUACCAUGGACAUGAAGAAGAUCUCAUGCGCCGUCAUUGUCGCCGCCGCCUCUAUGAGCGGGGUCCUGGCUGCUGGCGCUGCUCCAGCUCCAUCUCCAGCUUCAGCUCCAGCUGCAGCUGCAGCUUCAGCUUCAGCAUCUGCCCCAGGCCCAGAUUCCAGCGUCGCAAUCUCAACAAUGCCUGUUAUUGAGUCCUUGGUUGGAGCCACACUUGUUUCUUUCUUUGCCUACUUUUUACAGUAAGCCACAGCAAAAAAUGGAUGAAACCAUGAAGUAUUGAAGAAUCAAAAAAAGAAAUGGUGGAUUAAUAAAUGUAAAAAUACUACUUGGGGUGCUUUCUUUCUUUUUGUUCAUUGUUGAAGAUGGCUUUCUUCACUUUACUU